AUGACGGAAUCAUCUCCCUCCUCUCCCCAUUCGCCGCCCAAGCCGCAAGGGCCGCCUCACGAUGCCCCUCCAUCGGACGGUGAUAGUGGCCUCGAAAUUGAUUCAAAUCCGACCACAGAUUAUCAGGACGAGUUUGCGAGCGACACCACUUCCCUCAACUCGAUGAUAACAUCUUAUCGGUAUGAGAAUGGCCGACGGUAUCAUGCUUACAAAGAGGGCGCAUAUUGGGGACCAAACGAUGAGGAGCAGAAUGAGCAAUUAGAAAUCGCCCACCACAUGUUCACUUUGCUCCUUAAUAAUAAACUGUUCCUUGCACCGAUAGGAGAUCAUAUCAGGAGAGCCCUCGAUGUCGGUACAGGCACUGGCAUAUGGGCAAUUGAUUUCGCAGAAGACAACCCCUUGACUGAAAUUAUCGGCACUGAUCUAUCUCCUAUCCAACCUGGUUUUGUACCACCGAACUUGCGAUUCGAGAUUGAUGAUGCGACUGAAACAUGGGUUUAUCCGGAGAAUCACUUUGACUUAGUCCACGUUCGGUCAAUGUAUGGGGCAGUAGCCGACUGGCCUGCCUUCUACCAAAAUGCUCUGAAGACAUUGCAGCCAGGUGGAUGGAUCGAUCAACUGGAAAUGUCUAUCCAAUUCCGGUCCGAUGAUAAUACGGUAACCGACGACCAUGUCCUUGCGCUCUGGUCUCGGCUCUUCAUAGCCACUGGUGAGCAAUUUGGCAAAACAUUCCAAAUUGCGGAGCGUGCCAAAGGAUACAUGGAAGAAGCCGGUUUUGAGAACGUGACUGAGCGUCGUUUCAAGUUACCCAUUGGUCCAUGGAGCAAGGAUAAGAAAUUGAAGAAACUUGGGAUGUGGAAUCUUGUUCACUGCGAGAGCGGUAUUGAAGGGUGGGCAAUGGCGCUACUGACUAGAGUGAUGGGCUGGACAUAUGACGACGUCCAAGCGCUCCUGGCUGAGAUGCGCAAAGGCCUUCGGGAUCCAAACAUCCAUGCUUAUUUCUAUGUCGUUGGGGUAUACGGCCGCAAACCUCAAAAUUAA
Messenger RNA from Aspergillus puulaauensis, 1041 nucleotides. RefSeq names its product class I SAM-dependent methyltransferase. Gene Ontology annotation, molecular function: methyltransferase activity. The transcript is spliced from 10 exons. The record is from RefSeq and is a predicted model, not a curated record. The coding region runs from base 1 to 1041 and encodes 346 amino acids. Lineage: Eukaryota; Fungi; Ascomycota; Eurotiomycetes; Eurotiales; Aspergillaceae.